Messenger RNA from Sphaeroforma arctica JP610, 518 nucleotides. RefSeq lists its product as hypothetical. NCBI's taxonomy places the organism in Eukaryota, Ichthyosporea, Ichthyophonida. The record is from RefSeq and is a predicted model, not a curated record. The transcript has a single exon. The annotation marks the transcript as partial.
AUGGUCAAACAUGUUACUGUUGCUUUUGGUACUGUUUUAGCAGAUACAACACAAUUGCCGAAGCCGAGCCUCGGGGAAGACGGAAAAACAACGCUUACAGGCACAGACAGAGUUACAGACACAAGCACUCGCACCCACACAGCACAACUGGAAGCGAAUGAGGGUAAUGGGCAAAGUACAUCAACACGCGACAGUAACCACACCAACAAACACACGAGCACGGUAGCACAUCACCCCAAACCGAUGCUAUCUGGCUCAAGCUCAACUACAGCCGACACUGUAUUGUUCAAUACCGAACCCGAUAGCACACAAACUGAGGGCAAAUGGGUCCCCUCAUCCAAUCCACGGGUGUCGGCCGAGAAACGGACCGCUGGUACGGACAAAUCGGGCAAUUCGGACAAUUCCGAUAAUUUCGACAAGCCGUCUGAAGAGCUGCACACCGUGGAGCAGCCCUCGACUCGCAACCUGAGACACAACAGCUCACGGCCACCUUCGCGUCCUCAGUCAGCUCAGUCGUU